AUGUCAGUUAAGGGCAUUAUCCUGCUACGAUGCCUUCUAGAACUCUUUCAGUACCGGGGCGAGACAACUCGAUGGUUGGGGCGCGAACUUACUGACUGGAAGGUCCCUGGUUCGGACCCGAUAUCUACAUCUCCAUUUCUCCUGUCUAGGCUUGGGAAACAUGGUAGUGUCCCAGCCCUCGUGAUUCCUUCUGGUAGAAUAGCAGUUGGGCACCGAAAGGGUGCCACAGCUGAAGCGGCUCUUUCAGUACCGUUGCGUGAACUUACUGACCAGAAGGUUGAUUAUUCGAACCGAACUUCGUUAUCUCGACUGUUCCUGUAUGGGCAACCUGGCAGUUUUCCAGUCCUCAUGAUUCUUUCAGGUGGCAUAGCAGCUAGGCAUCGAAAAAGUGUUGAGGUUAAAUAA
Molecule: messenger RNA, 405 nt
Organism: Opisthorchis viverrini
Lineage: Eukaryota; Metazoa; Platyhelminthes; Trematoda; Opisthorchiida; Opisthorchiidae
Exons: 2
Coding region: 1-405 (134 amino acids)
Source: RefSeq, a predicted model, not a curated record